Messenger RNA from Zychaea mexicana, 918 nucleotides. Its product is annotated as putative methyltransferase-domain-containing protein. Bases 1 to 918 code for a protein of 305 amino acids. Gene Ontology annotation, molecular function: protein-lysine N-methyltransferase activity. Gene Ontology annotation, cellular component: cytoplasm. Gene Ontology annotation, biological process: peptidyl-lysine methylation. The record is from RefSeq and is a predicted model, not a curated record. The transcript is spliced from 2 exons. Lineage: Eukaryota; Fungi; Mucoromycota; Mucoromycetes; Mucorales; Lichtheimiaceae.
AUGGCGCCUGCCAUUUCCGAUCGUAGCAAGGAUGAAUACGACUUUCUGGUUGGCAAUUGUCCCGAAGGUCUCAAUGUCGUCGCGUCAGAAGGACCUCCGAGUGCAUGGAAGAACACGUUGUCCCAUUUGUCUCUUAAACAAGAUGUCGAACAGUUUGGGCUGGCUGGUAAAAUUUGGCAUGCCGCAUAUAUACUUCAGUCUUAUUUCUAUCCCGAUACCCGAGUCGACCCGAAAUCGCCCAUUCCUGCCCAGUAUUUCCGCAACGAUCCAAGCCCUGUACCUACCCAACCAUUUCGAAUUCUCGAGCUAGGCGCAGGCACCGGCUAUGUUGGCAUUUGGCUAGCCAACAUGUUACGGCAACCAUGCGAAAUGAUUAUUACGGACCUGGAACCUGUCUUGCCGCUGAUCCGAGAUAAUGUCACUCAGCACUAUCAACACAUUGUUGAUGAUAAUUCGGCAACCGUACGUGUCGAACGUCUACAUUGGGGCAACACCAGCGAUGCGUCGGCUAUUCUUAAAGAGGGUCCCAUCGAUCUGAUUCUGAUCAGCGACUGUGUCUACUUUCCCGAACUCUUUGAUAUCUUGACGCAGUCUUUAAUCGAGAUCUGCUCACCAACGACCAAGAUCGUGAUCGGAUACAAGUGUCGUUCGCUGGAAAAGGAAUCUGGAUUUUGGCAGGAUUAUUUCGGUCGCUACUUUGAUUAUGAGCCCGUCCGCAAACUCGAAUUUAAACAAGAUGAAGACGACGACGACAGUGGUGACGAUGGUGAAAAGAAAUUAAUACCUGGUGGAUUGCUAGGAGAGGAAGAGCAAGUCUUUGUGUUUGUCGGGCAACGACGGGCAGACGGACAGAUCAAGGCAGCCGAUGAUACCUUUACGACGCUUAUGUUUUGCAACAUGAUGAUUGAUUUUGACUGA